Messenger RNA from Acomys russatus (golden spiny mouse), 621 nucleotides. It is a transcript of the gene Sdhc, whose product is annotated as succinate dehydrogenase complex subunit C. The transcript has 6 exons. The record is from RefSeq and is a predicted model, not a curated record. Gene Ontology annotation, molecular function: succinate dehydrogenase activity; electron transfer activity. Gene Ontology annotation, biological process: tricarboxylic acid cycle; mitochondrial electron transport, succinate to ubiquinone. Gene Ontology annotation, cellular component: membrane. NCBI's taxonomy places the organism in Eukaryota, Metazoa, Chordata, Mammalia, Rodentia, Muridae. The coding region runs from base 30 to 599 and encodes 189 amino acids.
CUCUGCCCACUCCGCCUCCAGAGGGAGGGAUGCACCGGGUCGGGGGGCGGGAUGUGUGUACGUCACUUCCGUCCAGGCCGGAACUCAAGAUGGCUGCACUCUUGCUGAGACACGUUGGCCGUCAUUGCGUCCGAGCCCACCUUAAUUCUCAGCUUUGUAUAAGAAAUGCUGUUCCUUUGGGAACCACAGCCAAGGAAGAGAUGGAGCGGUUCUGGAGUAAGAACACGAGUUCAAACCGCCCUGUUUCUCCCCAUAUCUCCAUCUACAGAUGGUCUCUUCCCAUGGCAAUGUCCAUUUGCCACCGUGGCACUGGUAUGGCCUUAAGUGGAGGGAUCUCUCUUUUUGGCCUGUCGGCACUGAUGCUUCCUGGGAACUUUGAGUCGUAUUUGAUGUUUGUGAAGUCCCUGUGUUUGGGGCCAGCACUGAUCCACACAGCUAAGUUUGUACUUGUCCUCCCUCUCAUGUACCACUCGCUGAAUGGCGUCCGACACUUGAUGUGGGACCUAGGAAAAGGCCUGGCGAUAUCCCAGGUCCAGCAGUCGGGAGUGGCUGUCUUGGUUCUUGCUGUGUUGUCCUCUAUAGGGCUGGCAGCCCUGUGAAGAGCUGAAAUUCCCAGCAUGG